This is a messenger RNA of Mobula hypostoma (lesser devil ray), 1401 nucleotides long. RefSeq lists its product as uncharacterized. The coding region runs from base 206 to 1036 and encodes 276 amino acids. The record is from RefSeq and is a predicted model, not a curated record. Lineage: Eukaryota; Metazoa; Chordata; Chondrichthyes; Myliobatiformes; Myliobatidae. The transcript has 2 exons.
UGCAACGCGCUGCUUUUGGUACACAAGAUACUGCUCGGCGUUUACGAGCCGAGUUUGAUUCUGGAGUAUGGGAGGUGUGUGAGUUUUUUCCCCCCAUUCAGUCAACGUGUAGCCGAGCCAGGGCUGUGGUUUCCAGGUUCGACAUCCUGGCCGCCACUACGUAUCUGAUGUGGCUUCUGUGUGUUUAACUUUUAAACAAACCAGGAUGUUGAUAUCUCCCUGCUGUCCAAACUUGAAGUGCGGGUGGGGACAGGUGGAUCGGACUGAGGUCUGCCUGGAUGACAGAACAGACGUGUGUGAUCACACUGCUGGUCGAUACGGGAGGAUAAGCGACUCGGGAGAUCACUCGGUGCUGAUGGAUAUUAACCAGCUUGUGGAGCAGUAUGAUUCCAUGCGGCAGAGGCAGAAGGAACAGACCCAUGUUGUCUUCGGUUCAGGUGUAAGUAAACAAGCCAGAAGAGAAUUGUUCAAUCUACCUAUCAAAACUGUGCCUGUCAACUGCCCAGUCAAUAAACCUCCAGCACUUGAAGAAGACCUUCCCGUCAACAAUAUCAUGCUUGCCUUUCCAAAUAAAGACUAUAUCCGGGAUAGUGAAACACCAUGGCACAUUCAUCUAGAUAUUCACCGUGUGCUACUGGCUCAGAAAAUGGGGCAAAAGAGUCAGGUGAAGGAAGACGAGAGGUCAGAUGUUCAAAACCCCCAAUUACCUGUGGUGAACAGAGGCAUUUCAGUUGGUGAGGGUGACACAUCAGAUGACGACCAAAAAUCCAAUGGUGAUGCCACAACGGUUUCCACCUGCAAAGCCGAUGAGUUAAAGAAGACAUUCCAUUCAUUCAACAUCUAUAAUCACUAUAUCCCACAGAUCAACAAAAGGUUUUCAUUUCCAAAUGAGAGGUCAAACAUAUGGGCAAGCAAAAAUGGUCACGUAACCAGAAUAUCACCGAUCACAAAAGGGGAUUAUUACCCAUUCCCUCACAUGAAAACUCCUAGGAAAUCUGACACCGCCAAGGGCCUUGGUUUAUACAAUAAGUAUUAAAAUAUUUCCAACUACGGUUCCCUCAGAAAUGCAAAAUACAAAUGAAAACAACAUCUGCUCCUUUCCAAGAACUUAAUUUUGUUGUUUCUCUUUCUUUAGAAACUUCAUGGAAUCAAUUUAUUUAAAAAAUGAAAUAGCUCUUUAAGAUAGGCUACUAAGUAAACAAAGUCAAUCUCUGGGACAGUGGUGCCGGGACAGGCAACACAUUGCGGGGUUACUUCCCUUGAUCAUAAACCUCAUAAACCAGACCUGUGUGGUAGUGGAGUCCAAAGAAUUUCAAAAAGUCCAUGAGUGGGUCAGUAGUUUUAUUUUAAAAGUGUCAUUAUAAUUUAUGUAAAUUAUGUAAUAAAAUAAACAUUAACUGU